Schistosoma rodhaini is the source of this 5171-nucleotide messenger RNA. NCBI's taxonomy places the organism in Eukaryota, Metazoa, Platyhelminthes, Trematoda, Strigeidida, Schistosomatidae. The record is from the annotation of a GenBank genome assembly.
ACAAGAUUGUGACGAAGAUUUUUGAAGGUCAUUUUUUUGUAGUUGUUAUGGUUAUGUUUUUUGCUUUUUUCAAAAGGUGAACAGUGUAUUUUGUUCAGCGCUCGAUAGAAAAUGAAUUUUCCUGAGGAUCCAAAUCUUCAAAGCGAUCAAAAUAAUGAGGAAUUACAACCUCCACCUGACGAUACUUUCGAAAUGGAUGAACAACAUGGUAUUGUAGAUAAUAACUCACGCAGAAAUGAAGUGAAUGUUGGAAAUGAACAAAAUGAUUUGGUUGUCCUGGAUCCAAAUCAUGUAGGUUCUGCUGGUUAAUUUUUCAGACUUAAUAAAGCCGUUGAUGAGACGUUUUCAAGAGUCUCUGAGAAGUAUGCUCACCAAACAUAUCGAUAGUACGGAGAUUCACCUGAGAGAAAAAGAUGAAGAGAUGAAAAGAGAAAAGUCAGCUCACAUUGAAGUUGGUUGCGAUUUGUAUAACCUUCAACAGGAACUCGCAAAGUUUCAGUUACAGUUAGAUAACAAACAUAACGAAUAUGCAAAAUAUCAUGGAAAGUAUGACAAUGCUCAGAAUAAGCUCACAACUCUCCGAGAAAAGUACCAAAUAUCCGUUAAAACAAUGUUGGAAGAGACUAAAAAAAUGCAUUCUAUGCGUGAUGAAGUUGAUGCAUUGUGUUUGCGAUUAUACUACUUAAAUAAAGCUAAGGCAGAUGUUAGUGGGGAUUUGCUAGUACUGCAAAGGGCAGUUGAAAAAGUCAACUCUGAUUUAAGCAAGUUUGAAGAUGAGAAACUCCGACAAGACAUUUUGGUUGAUCGUAUGCAAACUAAAGUUGACCAACUAAAAGAUGAUAUUGCGUUAUAUGAAGCCCAAAUAGCAGCUCAAGAAAUUGAAAUGAAUACAAGUCAAAAUCUUUUAUACGAGGCUGAGACACAAAUGGUUGCUAUCAAUGUUGACAAAGCCCAUUUACUUACUCAGUGGAAAACUAGUUUGCUUGGCUUACAGCGUAGAAAUGAAGCGUAUGCAGAUUUAUUAGCAGCUUAUAAUAAGCUGAAAGAAGAAUUACUUGUUUUAGAAAAUGAACAAAAUGCAUAUAAGCGUUCAAUUAACAAAGAACAAGAAACACACGAACAGUUGACAGGAUUACAAAAUAAAAAUGAAUCGGACUUGAAUACUUUGCGUAAACAGUUGUUACAUUCAGAAACAAAACUUGAGGCUGAUAAACAAGCUUACACAACAUAUUCAAGAAUCUUACAGGAAACUGAACGUAACCUUCUCAAUGCUAAAACAGAGAACAAUACUGCUCAAGCAAAUGUAAACAAUAUCCGCAAACAACUUGAGAAAAAGGUGUUAGAGAAACAAGAUUUAGAGAAGAAAAUCUCCGAAGAAUUAAGGGAUAGGUUGACUGCACAAAAGGCUGCUAAUUAUGUUAACAAAAUCAACAUAAACAUACAAGAUCAAAGUAGAGAAUUACUAACACAAAUUGUACAAAUGGAAAAUCAGAUUGCUAAAGACGAGUUAGGCGUAGCACAUAAAAAGGCCAAGAAUAAGCAACAACAAGAAAAAGUCAGUGAAUUAGAACGAGAAAUCGAUAACACAAAUCUAUUGAUCACUAAGCUGGAAGGUGAAAUACAUCAUGCUAAUAUUUCGGUCGAACGUAAGCAAGGGAACAUUGAUAUAUUAAAUAAGAAACUGGAACGUUUAAUUCAUGACUGCGGUGGUAAAGAAAUUGGGCCGUUGGAUGCACAAGUAAACAAUUUGAAUAAAGCCAUUGGGCUAAAACAGGAUGAGAUCGGUGAACUUGAACAACAAUGGUUGAGAGAACAGAAUGAAUUAGUUGUAAAUAUAAACGAACGUGAUAAGUUAGCUGAGUCUGUGACUAGAAUAAAUAAACAAUUAUCAAUUUUAACACAGAAAAAAUUACGCAUUGAUAAUGAAAUAGCUAUUCAGGAACGUGAGAAAAAUGAUUUGAAAAAAGAACUAAAACAUUUACAGAAUGAUAUCACUAGAAUAAACACAAUGAUAGCAAAAGAGAAGACAACCGAAGAAUAUUUGGAUAAUGAAAAUAAACUAACUGAGAUAGAUUUCAUACGUUCAUUGAAAGAAAAAGAAACAGAAGCAGCUGAUUUGCAAGAAAAAGUGGAUAAAGCUUUAAAAGAUAAAGAAGACUUAUUAAGUGAAUUAGUCGAAGUUGAACGGACAAUUAUGCUGUGGGAAAAGAAAGUACAAUUAUGCGAAGAAACUAAAAAAUCCGUUGAUUGUGAUAUAGGUCAAGGUGAAAUGAAUGUUAUGCGUCACGAAAUUCAUCGUAUGGAAGUUCGUAAAUCCUCAUUACUUCAACAACAAGAAAGAUUAAUUCAGGCACUUGAACGUUCUGUAUCAAAGCGUGAUACCAUUGUUAAUCAGUCAAAUGUUCUUCAGUCUAGAAAGGAUAAAUCACAAAUUCGCAUUACAGCUCAACGUCAUAUUGAUGAACUUAAACGGAAGUUAAAAGCUAUUAAACAGGAUAUCAAAACACAUCAACACUGACUGAUUAUUUUCUUCAUUAUGUAUAAUAACAAACAAAAUUUAGAAUUCUGCGUCUUGUACAGAAGAGCUGGAAGAAUUUGAAGAAAAAACUAGUAGGUUAGAAGGUGAAUUAUGUAUAAAGAAAGCUGGUGCUGAAGCUGAACAAAAAAAAGCUGAUGAAUUGAUGAAAAAAUUGCAGUCAUUAUCUGAUCAGAAACAGAUUGUAAGUUGUACGUGCUCAAAGUUUCAUUUAAAUAUAUCAAUGUAAUUGACCUUCUGUCUACCUGUCUCUGAGUAAUACUGUGUAUUGCUGUGUAUCACAUUGGUCCACAAAUAGUCCUCAAAAGUUACCAUUCACAAUUCUCUUCGGGAUACAACAAUAUCCUAUUUAAUCACGAAACAGUCUUUGUAAAUUGUUAGUUUGUAGAAAAUAAAGAAUAAUGUUGCAAAGUGUAAACAGAUUUUACAUUAUUAAUCAAUUUGUUAAAAUUUUCUGCAUGUUAAUCUUCCAGUAAAUUAAAAGAGCGUCUUGAAAACUCAUCACGAUGGAUAAAGAUUAUCUGUUUUCCUAACACUUCAAUUAACCAAAAUAGGUUUUUGAGUCCUCACAUUGUUUUUGGUUAGUAUCAAGUGUUUAAGAUAAGGAUUAGGAGUUGAGGUUGAUGUUUUAUCACGAAAUGACAUCAAGUAUGGCGUAAAGAUACUCUGCCACCAUAUAAAUGAGUGGAUUUCGUUCAAAAGUACGGAAGACUCUAUCUAAUUUAUCCUUAAAAUGUAGUGCCACUAGGUUAAAUUCAGUUUAAGUAUUAAUAGUCGAGGGUUAGGAUUUAAGGUAAUAUCCCUGAAUAGGUAUUGUAGUGUAGAUUUGCUAGUUUUAUACAAUGUAAAGAGACAGAAUUAAGCAUUUGGUACGUUGAACACCAUCAGUGCUUUAAACUUAAAGGAUAUAAAGAAAAUUUCCCGUUAUAAUUUUAAACGUUUUAAAUAUAUUCAACUUAGUUAUUUCUACUGCCCGUUCUAAAUUAUAUUUACAUUUCACACACAAACCUAAAAAUCGCAUUCUCGAUUGCGGUUGACUUGUCCAUAUACUUUUACCUGUUACAGUAUUUAGCGAACGUCUUAAUUACUAUAGUUAGGAUAAUGGAUUGUCCGAUGUUGUAAAUACAUGAAGUUUUAUGGUAAAAUAAAUAAUUCUCGUUUUCGAUUCAUUGAGAGUACUUCUUCGAAUACAAUGAAUUAGACUACUACCUAGUUCACACUUCGAAAAACUAUUCAGCAAAACACCGAUCUUCAGUUUACUUUAAAUCUUUUUGUGUAACCUUUCUUUAGAACAGAAGUAAUCAGAAUACACAAAAUGACUAUCAUUUUAUUACACAAAGUUAAAAAAAUAAAUGACUUUUAUCUUACAUUAUAUGGAAAGCCUAUUAGCAACAACGUUUUGGAAUGCUCAAAAUUCUUAAAUUGAUAAAACAUACUCAUUUUCUACAUCAAAGAGUAAGAAUAACAGUGUUUGACACGUCAAACCUUUUCUUCUUCCUAUAGAUAUUAAACCUAAAAUGUAAAUCAAUUAGUUUUUGUUACUAAUUACUUUUUUCAAGUGAAAUCGAGAACACUGCACUUUGUUGCAGGUUUACUGCCGAUAACAGAUCCGUUAGGGAAGUGGAAAUUGUAAAUCAAGUAAUAAUUCCCAUAGAUGAUUUACCAUUUUGCUGUUUUAUAACUCCAUCUUGCUAUCUCUUCAGCGAAUUCGGUAAUGAAGAUUUUGUAGCGGACGAUGAGUUUUUAUGAAAAUAUUUGGGAGUAUGAAUUGUAUCUAUGCUGAAGACUUUAGUGUGGUUAUACUUACAUUCAAAUUAAUGGCAUUGCUUAGCAUUAUUUUUUAAAUAAUAAUUUAGGAAAACUGAUAAGCCUUGUAAUCCAAUAAGCACCAUAAUCCGACCAUAUACUUACAGAUUUCAUUACUUCUGUAGUGAAAUACUCUUGAUUUAUUGUUCGCGCAUUUACUACGGUUAAGCUUCAGUAAUUUAAGGAAAACUACAGCAUUUGAAUCAAUAAAUGAAACUAAUUUACAAGCUUUCGUUACUAUGGUUCCGAUUGGUAACUGAAGAUCUAAGAGAGAGAGAGAGAGAGAGCUAACUUGACAAAUGAAAGAGAUGUAUCACUCAAUAGGUAUUUGGUUUUAUUUUUAAUAAGUCAAUUAACCUAUUCAAACGGUAAGACGAUGUCUUUUAUUUAACUCUUUUCUUUGCCUAAUAAAUAAAUACAUAAAUAUUUUAAGGACGUAGAAGUAAAAAAGUGGGUGAUUAUUAUAAAGUUUUCGUCAUAGACUGAGGUUGUAUAAAGAACUAUUAAAAAAUGGAAUAUUACUAAAUAGGUAUUUUGCCCCAGAUAGCUCUACAUUUUAUGGCCACUGCAAUAUUUUCACAUACAUCGAUCUCAUAAAAGCUGAAUCUGUUAAACACAAUCAAUAUAUUCUAGGAUAUUAUUAGUUUUCAUUAUGACUGAUUGUCUAAAAUCAGUAGGGCAACGUUUACUACACUCCCUUGAUUUGCGAAGUUAUCUAAACAUAGUUCAGGACAAUAACAUAAAUCGAAAAGCGUGUUUUGACCAAUUAGUAUUAUUUUUAUGUACCAAAUUACUUUGUUUUUAGAUUCAACAGGAUUUAGAACCAGUA